AUGAGCGUGGAGGCGUACGGGCCGAGCUCCCAGACUCUGACGUUCCUGGACACGGAGGAAGCGGAGCUGCUGGGAGCGGACACCCAGGGCUCCGAGUACGACUUCACCGAUUUCACCCUGCCGAGCCAGACCCAGACCCAAGGCCAGACCCAGAGUCAGCUCGACGGGCAGGUUAAUGGUCCUGACGGGGUGCUGCAGAAUGGAGACGACCCUGUGGUGAAAGCCAGUCAGCUGCUAGCAGAGCUGAACUUUGAGGAAGAUGAGGAGGAUACCUACUACACCAAGGACCUUCCUGUCCAUGCCUGCAGUUACUGUGGGAUUCAUGAUCCAGCCUGUGUGGUUUACUGCAACACCAGCAAGAAGUGGUUCUGUAAUGGCCGUGGAAACACAUCCGGCAGCCACAUUGUAAACCACCUGGUGAGAGCAAAGUCCAAGGAGGUGACUCUGCAUAAAGAUGGACCUCUAGGGGAAACGGUACUGGAGUGUUACAACUGUGGCUGUCGCAACGUCUUCCUGCUGGGCUUCAUCCCUGCCAAGGCUGAUUCAGUCGUGGUGUUACUGUGCAGGCAGCCAUGUGCCAGCCAGAGCAGCCUGAAAGAUAUCAACUGGGACAGCUCACAGUGGCAGCCUCUCAUCCAGGACCGCUGCUUCCUGUCCUGGCUGGUCAAAAUCCCCUCAGAGCAGGAGCAGCUCAGGGCCCGUCAGAUCACCGCCCAGCAGAUCAACAAGCUGGAGGAACUCUGGAAGGAAAAUCCCACUGCAACCCUGGAGGACCUGGAGAAGCCUGGUGUAGAUGAGGAGCCGCAGCACGUCCUGCUCCGCUAUGAGGAUGCUUAUCAAUACCAGAACAUCUUUGGUCCUCUAGUGAAGCUGGAAGCUGACUACGACAAGAAACUCAAAGAGUCCCAGACUCAAGACAACAUUACAGUCAGGUGGGACUUGGGACUGAAUAAAAAGAGAAUUGCAUAUUUCACUCUUCCCAAGACAGACUCAGAUAUGCGACUGAUGCAGGGAGAUGAAAUUUGCCUGAGGUACAAAGGAGACCUGGCUCCUCCAUGGAAAGGCAUUGGACACGUCAUCAAAGUCCCUGAUAACUAUGGCGAUGAGAUCGCUAUAGAGUUACGAAGCAGUGCCGGGGCUCCAGUGGAGAUCCCACACAACUUCCAGGUCGACUUUGUGUGGAAGUCCACUUCCUUUGACAGGAUGCAGAGUGCCCUGAAGACGUUUGCUGUGGAUGAGACCUCAGUGUCUGGUUACAUCUACCACAAACUGCUGGGACACGAGGUAGAAGAUGUGGUCAUCAAGUGUCAGCUGCCCAAACGUUUCACUGCUCAAGGCCUGCCUGAUCUCAACCACUCCCAGGUAUAUGCUGUGAAGACAGUGCUGCAGCGCCCCCUCAGUCUGAUCCAGGGACCUCCCGGCACAGGGAAGACAGUAACCUCUGCCACUAUUGUCUACCACCUGGCUCGACAGGGUAACGGGCCAGUGCUGGUGUGUGCUCCCAGUAACAUCGCUGUUGACCAGCUGACAGAGAAGAUACACCAGACAGGACUCAAGGUGGUGAGGCUCUGUGCCAAGAGCAGAGAAGCCAUUGACUCGCCUGUCUCCUUCCUGGCUUUGCACAACCAGACCCGCAACAUGGACAGUAUGCCAGAGCUUCAAAAGCUUCAACAGCUGAAGGACGAAACUGGUGAGCUGUCAUCCUCAGACGAAAAGCGCUACCGAGCUCUGAGACGUACCGCUGAGAGGGAGCUGCUUAUGAAUGCUGAUGUGAUUUGUUGUACCUGUGUUGGUGCGGGGGAUCCUCGUCUGGCUAAGAUGCAGUUCCGCUCAAUCCUGAUCGAUGAGAGCACCCAAGCUACUGAACCAGAGUGCAUGGUGCCUGUCGUCCUGGGGGCCAAGCAGUUGAUUUUGGUGGGUGAUCACUGCCAGCUGGGUCCUGUGGUGAUGUGUAAGAAGGCAGCUAAAGCAGGUCUGUCCCAGUCUCUGUUUGAGCGUCUGGUAGUUCUGGGGAUCCGACCAAUUCGUCUGCAGGUCCAGUACCGCAUGCACCCAGCCCUCAGCGCCUUUCCCUCUAACAUCUUCUAUGAAGGCUCUCUGCAGAACGGAGUCACUGCUGCGGACCGUGUGAAGAAAGGCUUUGACUUUCAGUGGCCGCAGCCUGACAAGCCGAUGUUCUUUUACGUUACACAAGGCCAAGAGGAAAUUGCCAGCUCUGGAACAUCAUAUCUGAACAGGACAGAGGCAGCCAAUGUGGAGAAAAUCACCACGAGGUUGCUGAAGGCUGGAGCAAAACCUGAUCAGAUCGGCAUCAUUACUCCGUAUGAGGGACAGAGGUCAUACCUGGUCCAAUACAUGCAGUUCAGUGGCUCCCUCCAUACCAAGCUCUAUCAGGAGGUGGAGAUAGCCAGUGUGGACGCUUUUCAAGGCAGAGAGAAAGACUUUAUCAUCCUGUCCUGUGUGAGGGCCAAUGAGCACCAAGGCAUCGGUUUCCUUAAUGAUCCCAGACGUCUAAAUGUGGCACUCACCAGAGCCAGGUAUGGUGUGAUCAUUGUGGGAAACCCCAAGGCCCUGUCCAAGCAGCCCCUGUGGAACCACCUGCUGAACUACUACAAGGAGCAGAAGGUCCUGGUCGAAGGCCCCCUCAACAACUUGAGGGAGAGCCUCAUGCAGUUCAGCAAGCCACGAAAGCUGGUCAACACCAUCAACCCUGGGGGUCGAUUUAUGAGCACAGCCAUGUAUGAUGCCAGGGAGGCCCUCAUUCCUGGAUCUGUUUAUGACCGCAGCAGCAACGGACGCAUGUCCAACAUGUAUUUUCAGACCCAUGACCAGAUCGGUAUGAUUGGCACAGGCUCCAAUCCCAUGACCUCAAUGAACAUCCCUAUCCCCUUCAACCUGGUGAUGCCCCCUAUACCCCCCUCUGGAUACAUGGGGCAGGUCAAUGGGCCCACAGGAGGUCGUGGUGGAGGUAUGAAGGGGAAAGCAGGCAGUGGAGGUGGAGGCGGGACUCGAGGUGGUCGUCAAAGAAACCGUGGCAACAUGGGAAACCAUGGUGGAGGGAAUGGAGGAGCAGACCGUGGGCAUGGAGGACAUAUGAGCGGCAGCCAGGCCAGUCAGGACCUGGGCUCCCAGUCCUUCUCCCAGGGUCCUCUGACGCAGGGCUACAUCAACAUGAGCCAGCCGUCACAGAUGAGUCAGCCUGGGCUCUCACAGCCUGAACUCUCCCAGGACAGUUACCUAGGAGACGAGUUCAAGUCCCAAAUUGAUGUGGCUCUGUCCCAGGACUCCACCUACCAGGGGGAGCGGGCCUACCAACACGGUGGUGUGACUGGACUGUCCCAGUACUAGACUGUAAGAAAUUCCACUGCGGACUCAGCUGACUCACAGAAAAUUGCUGGAAAGGAGCUAGGCCUGUGUGUGGCUUAGUUCAUCGGUAUUUUAAUCUGGGUAAUAACAAAAAAGAACAAACAUGGAUACCCGUUUUCCACUGCUACAACCGAAGCACCACUGUGUGAAAGUAACAGGAGAGAGACCGUGAGAAACCAACCAAUCACAAGAGUGAGAGCAAAAAACAUGGGAGUAGAGCUGGACAGGAAGAGAGCAAGAGACCAGAGCGAGAGGCAGGUGGAGGAGAGAAGGCACUGCUGCUCACAUGCGAAGACAUGGCGAGGGAGAAAAGCUUGUCAUCGUUGGAGCUGCACAGUUGGAGAGUCGAGACCUUGGACAGGUCAAGGAGGGACAGAAGGUCCAAUCAAUGCUGGAGAGGGGAGAAGGACAACUGUGUCAUCUUGUCCCUCUUGCGCCCCUGAAGCCUCUGGCUUCUCCGGGCAGUGUGGUUGGGAUUCUUGCUCCAGAAGCUGAGAAAGAUGGAGAAGAAGAGGUGUCUCACACAGAAGUCCUCCAAGCUAACCCAACAGGAUGUCCUCUGUGACUUGGAGAGAAAGAAAGUGAGAGAAAACAAAAAAGGGGACACAACUCUUGAAGCAGUUGACAUGGCAACUUUUUUAAACUCAAAGCUUGAUAUGGGGCUCUGCAUUUGAUCACAUCUAAGCAUCCAGGAGAGACAAGUGUCAAAACGCUAUUUGAGUGAACUCUAACGUGCUCGUGGUGUUGUGUCUCAAAGAGCUGAAAUGAUUAUUUGAGGAUUACACUGCCGCCGUGAAUCGUUAGCUUUGAGUUGGAAAGUUUUCUAAAUAGAUCUGUUUUCAUUGAGGUUUUUCAGCGAUUUAAGCUAUUGUUGUCGGCCGUCUUUCAAGGCAGGUCUUUCUCGAGGUGGUCUGUAAAGAACAUGUGGGGGAAUUAGCUCUUAAAAAAAUAUAAACGCAAAAAAAGAAAAACAUCUUUGUCUCCAGAUCUGAGGACGUCGAUGACUCCAAAGAUCUGCAGAGAGGGAGACAAUGUUGUUUUUGUUCUUCUAAAUGUUUCUUUAAUAUUGUGCAAAAGAGUGAAAAGCACCAUAACCAGCUUAUAACUUAAGGAGGCAGUCAUUCUUUUCUGCUGUCCUUGAAGCUAGCAGGUAGUGAUCAUCUCGAGCAUAUUCACGGCAGCUAAAAGCAUCAAAAAAGCCAAAUGAAGAGGGAGUUACUCCCCAGACACCUUUGCCCCAAAAUGUGCUUACAAUUAAUAUAUGUGCAGUUAAAGAAGCUGAUUAUUGGAGUGACAAGAGGAACCUUUAUAUAGGAUAAAUCAUGAUCUUGUGUUUUCAGGCCUUUAGUGGAGUCUCUUGGGAACUCUUCACUACUAAGUUAUGAAAACUUUUAAGCCCCUCUAAGAAAAAAUGUGUCAAAGAGAAACUUAGUCAUAGAUUUUACCAUGUUGAAUUUUGAUGAAGGAGAUUUUGAGAUGUUUUAACAAAGGUCAACUGAUUACAUAUUUAUUAGCUUAUAUGUUGUCCACACACUGUAAAAUCUUGGCUUGAAGACAUCUUUUAAUUAAGCAACGAUAAUGUGUAAUGUAUAUGUAGUUGGACUUGAGUCCAGAGAAUGACUCGUGUUUUCGUUAGUUUGUUGUCCUGAAGUUUUGAGCUCUUAGAAGAGUGAAACAGUUACAGAGAGUAUUUCAUGUGAAGAACAGAACAGUUAGUUUGUUCAACUUGAGUAAACAUUAGUGUCUUUAGUUUCAGCUCCAUGUAUGUGUUUCACUUGCUUUAUGAAUUUUUCAUGUAGCUUGUAGUUAAACAGUAACUCUAAAUUUU
Messenger RNA from Paralichthys olivaceus (Japanese flounder), 5194 nucleotides. RefSeq names its product regulator of nonsense transcripts 1-like. NCBI's taxonomy places the organism in Eukaryota, Metazoa, Chordata, Actinopteri, Pleuronectiformes, Paralichthyidae. Gene Ontology annotation, molecular function: RNA binding; zinc ion binding; RNA helicase activity. Gene Ontology annotation, cellular component: cytoplasm. The record is from RefSeq and is a predicted model, not a curated record. Gene Ontology annotation, biological process: nuclear-transcribed mRNA catabolic process, nonsense-mediated decay.